CGGAAUUUAGGGUGGGAGCCGGGACUUUAGGGUGCGGAGCGGAGCGGAGCAGAGACAAAACCCCCUAGCCCGGCAAAAACCCUAAACCCUAGUCCCCUUCUCCGCCUCCGCCUUUCUCUACGCGGCUUCCAGCGGUUGGGGACGGAGCCGCCGCCAUGGCAACUCUCCUGAGGCGGGCCUCGCUGCGGCGCGCCAUCGCUGCCGCCGCCGCCUCUUGUUCGAACCCUGAGAGCUAUAGGCAAGGGAUCUGCGGCUCUACUUUUCAUUGCCAAAAGUUCUCAUCUAAAGCCAAAAAGAAGACAAAGUCAAGUGGAACUGACUCUGGUGAGGAGAAUAUGUCAAAGAAAGACUUGGCUUUACACCAGGCUAUUGAUCAAAUAACAUCUGCAUUUGGGAAGGGGGCAAUAAUGUGGCUUGGCCGUUCGCAAGGCCAUAGAGAAGUACCUGUUGUAUCUACUGGAUCUUUCGCUUUGGAUAUGGCUCUGGGAACUGGUGGGCUUCCAAAGGGACGUGUCAUAGAGAUCUAUGGCCCAGAGGCUUCAGGCAAGACAACUCUUGCUCUACAUGUUAUUGCAGAAGCACAAAAGAAUGGCGGUUAUUGUGCCUUUGUAGAUGCAGAACAUGCUUUGGAUCCAGCUCUCGCGGAGUCAAUUGGUGUCGACACUAACAAUUUACUUCUUUCUCAGCCAGACUGUGCUGAGCAGGCACUUAGUCUUGUUGACACACUGAUUCGAAGUGGAUCUGUUGAUGUUGUUGUUGUAGACAGUGUAGCUGCUCUUGUUCCAAAAACUGAGCUUGAUGGGGAGAUGGGUGAUUCACAUGUUGCUCUUCAGGCUAGAUUGAUGAGCCAAGCUCUUCGCAAGCUGAGCCACUCCCUUUCACUUUCUCAGACAAUUUUGUUAUUUAUUAAUCAGAUCAGGGCUAAGGUAAGCACAUUUGGAUUUGGGGGACCAACCGAGGUCACUUCUGGUGGCAACGCCCUGAAGUUUUAUGCUUCUGUUCGCUUGAACAUCAAGCGUAUUGGUUUGGUAAAGAAAGGCGAAGAGACUAUAGGUAGUCAGGUCUCUGUGAAGAUUGUGAAAAACAAGCAUGCCCCACCGUUCAGGACUGCACAGUUUGACCUUGAAUUUGGAAAGGGGAUAUGCCGCAGUUCCGAGCUGCUUGAACUCGGAUUAAAGUACAAGCUUGUUAAAAAGACUAGUGGCGCGAUGUAUUAUUUCAAUGAUGUGGGUUUUCGUGGUAAAGAUGCUCUUAAAUCUUACCUUACUAAAAAUGAGAGUGUCGCAAAAGAUCUGGAGACGGCUUUAAGGCAAUUGAUGGAAACUGAAGCACCUAAAGAGCAGGAGGCAGAAGGCGAUUCCCCGAAUGAUCUGCCUGAAGAGAUUGUCGCACCUGAAACAUCAUCAGAAGAGGAACUGGCAGCUGUAAUAGAAGCUUAACCAGUGAUCUUUUGAUCGACUGGGAACAGACCUUCUGGAGCAAUUGUUCCGCAAAAACCAAUAUUUUGGGUCAUGAAGUCAAUGGUUCGGAUGGACAUGCAGUGCUGUGAUGAAUAGCCUUCAGUUAUUACUGUGUUCAUACAGUAUAGUGUAACCUGAAGAGGAUUCGCAUGUGUGAUACUCCAUGCUGAGCGUUGGUAGGAACUGAGGAAGGAAGCCCUGGGGGUGAGGUACUGUGGCUAUUUAAACAUUCGUAAGCAUCAGUAACAUGUAUUCGUGUAUAUAUGCUGCAUAUCUUAAAGCGGCAUCACUUUCUGU
Messenger RNA from Phragmites australis (common reed), 1757 nucleotides. Its product is annotated as DNA repair protein recA homolog 3, mitochondrial-like. Gene Ontology annotation, biological process: DNA repair. Gene Ontology annotation, molecular function: ATP binding; ATP-dependent DNA damage sensor activity; single-stranded DNA binding. Bases 156 to 1439 code for a protein of 427 amino acids. The transcript is spliced from 8 exons. NCBI's taxonomy places the organism in Eukaryota, Viridiplantae, Streptophyta, Magnoliopsida, Poales, Poaceae. The record is from RefSeq and is a predicted model, not a curated record.